CCUUCUCACUAAAACGUUUGAGCUGCAGUCAGCUGAAGGCAAAUGCUCCUGACUCUCUCAGUGCUUCCCUCUGCACUGCUCUCCCAUCUACAGCACACCUGAUCAGCUCCACUGGACAAACUCCAGCCAUGAGCACUGAGGAAGACCAGUAUGUGCUCUUCAUGGAAAUGUAUAACGAAAAUGCUUCAAUUGACCCAACCUACUUGAACACUGACGCUGUCAAGCUCUGUACGAAGGACGCUGUCAACCGUUUUGGAGCAAAUGUCAUCCCAGUUUUCUACUAUGUCAACUUCCUCCUGAGUUACCUCGGUAACGGGCUUGUCCUCUUCAUUAUCUACAAAUAUGAGAAGCUCAACACGGUGACAAACAUCUUCCUCCUGAAUCUCGUCCUCUCCAACAUUCUCUUUGCCACCAGUCUCCCCUUCUGGGCCACAUACCAUCUGUCUGAGUGGAUUUUUGGCAGCGCUCUGUGUAAGAUUGUCAGCAGCGCCUACUUCAUCGGCUUCUACAGCUCCAUCCUCUUCCUCACGCUCAUGACAUUUGACCGAUACCUUGCAGUGGUGCAUGCGGUGGCAGCUGCCAAGAGCAGGAAAAGGGCGUACGCCAUCAUCGCAUCGGUGGCGGUUUGGUGCAUCAGUGUUGUGGCGAGUGUGAAAGAGCUGGUUCUCCAAAACGUGUGGGAGAAUCCGUCCAGUGGACUGAUGUGUGAGGAGUCCGGGUAUAAUGAGAGCACCAUGGAGCGCUGGCGUCUGGUCAGUUAUUACCAACAAUUCCUGCUCUUCUUCCUCCUCCCUCUGUUCAUGGUAAUGUACUGCUACAUCAGCAUCACUGUCCGCAUCCUGUCCACCCGCAUGAGGGAGAAGUGCCGCGCCAUCAAGCUUAUAUUUGUCAUCAUCCUCACCUUCUUCGUCUGCUGGACGCCGUACAACAUCGUCAUCCUCCUCCAAGCUAUCCAGAUCUCCAGCCCCAGCCAGAGCAGUGACCAGUGUUCUGACUCAGACAGCUUGGACUAUGCCCUGUACAUGACCCGCAACAUAGCCUACAUGUAUUGUUGCAUCAGUCCUGUGUUUUAUACAUUUUUGGGGAAGAAGUUCCAGAGCCACUUCAGAAGGCUGCUGGCGAAGAAGAUCCCAUGUCUGAAGAGACACAUCAGCCUCAGCUCCCAGAGCACCAGAACCACUUCACAGAGGACGCCACAUUCUGCUUAUGAGUACUAGACAGAGACAUGCACAUGCACACACACACACACACACAUGCACACAAUGUAAGAAAUGAUACUCUUUGGUAUAAAUAACAGCAACAGGUUAUUAGUAUUUAGAAACAUAUAUUAUCAGCAUUUCCUGAAAAAAAUGAGAGUGUGCCGUUUUUUUUUUACUUCCUGUCAGACUCAUCUACACUGCAAAAGCUCCCAAUCAGGUCAUCGAGUGGAGAUGUUUGUCAGUUUCAUGUCCCCUUAACUUCUCGUGCUCAAAUUUCAAGCUUUUGUUAUACUGUGUGAAAGCAUAUAUUGUAUUUUAUGUUCAAAUUUGAAAAAAGGUUUCAUUAGAAAAUGUUGUUACACUUUGUAGCUAUAUACUGCGACUGUAUAUAACUACAAAGUGAAUCUGCUGUUGAUCAUGUGUAGAUAUACUGUGGACACGAUUAUGUCAUGUGAAGACAGGGUCACCAGACGUGCAGCGCUGGUAGUUCCCUGGGCCCCUGAGACCUGGUUUGUCUCUCUGCAGCCUAACAGUGUCUCUCCGUCCCAUUAAGUCCUUUUAUUUUUGAAAAACAGCUUCAGUGCCCUGCUUUGACAGGCAGAAACAGCAGGCAGCACUGCAGUUUUUAGUGAGCAUUACUUAAACUCCUGCCACCUAACAGGUUGUGUCCAAGAACUCUUAAUGGCACGUGACAGUUGUGGCAGACCCUCCGGCAGCAAAGUGAAAGAUAUAGACAAGAUUCUGUUGUUAAAUGUCCCUUUUCUUGAGGAACGUUAAGUAGCCCUAUCUUUCCACGUUCUGCUUGAUGAUUUCAUGCACCCGCUUCAGACCUGCUCUUGGUCUGGUUUUUCAUUCUUGUUGAAUUCAAUGUAUAUACAUAUAUAUAUAUAUGCAUAUAUAUAUAUAUAUGCAUAUAUAUAUAUAUAUAUAUAUGCAUAUAUAUAUAUAUGCAUAUAUAUAUAUAUAUAUAUGCAUAUAUAUAUAUAUAUGCAGAGAUGUAAUGUAUCUUGUCCCAUCUUGUCUAAGUGCUUUAAAAUGAAACGUGCCUUAACCUUCCAAUAAAUAUGACCAUUAAACUGUUCCCCUAUGAAA
This is a messenger RNA of Toxotes jaculatrix (banded archerfish), 2291 nucleotides long. RefSeq names its product C-C chemokine receptor type 3-like. Gene Ontology annotation, cellular component: membrane. Lineage: Eukaryota; Metazoa; Chordata; Actinopteri; Toxotidae. Bases 129 to 1217 code for a protein of 362 amino acids. Gene Ontology annotation, biological process: G protein-coupled receptor signaling pathway; immune response; chemotaxis. The record is from RefSeq and is a predicted model, not a curated record. Gene Ontology annotation, molecular function: chemokine receptor activity. The transcript has 2 exons.